This is a messenger RNA of Gaeumannomyces tritici R3-111a-1, 465 nucleotides long. RefSeq lists its product as hypothetical. The transcript has a single exon. Bases 1 to 465 code for a protein of 154 amino acids. The record is from RefSeq and is a predicted model, not a curated record. Lineage: Eukaryota; Fungi; Ascomycota; Sordariomycetes; Magnaporthales; Magnaporthaceae.
AUGGAGAAAGCAAGGUGCCGAUGGCGGACAGGCCUGGUGGCCCUGGUUGGGAGGUACAUGAUGGCUACGGUGCGACCCCGGCCGGAGCACCACGUCGAUCUGAUGGCCUCCUGGCCUCCUGGCCCGGCAAGGGGGACAUGGCGAGAGCGCGAGCCGGGGAGUCAAGAGGGCCGGGUUUCGCGGGAGGCAGCUGUCGUGCUUCGGUCGAACCUGGCGCGGAUUCGGUUGGGUGUCCCUUGUGCCGAGCUGGCACAGGGGACAGACACGAGAAGUCAAUGCCGGCACGCAUAUUUUGUGCACCAGCAGAAGCCCAAUGUCAAACAGAGCAGCCCACUGGGCACCCAAGGGGACGGGUUGGAAGAGGGCCGACGGGCAGACACGGGCAGACACGGGCAGCGAACGGCGACGCGUCUUUGCCCGGCUGGUGACACUCCACUAUGGCCUCAUUUCCCUAGCAGCUUCUAG